UCUCCCACCUCCCCCAUCCAAUCUUCGCUUCUCUCGGGCCUGACCGAAAGCAGCGGCCAGCCCAGCAGUGCGCGCGGCAAUGGCGGACCCCGUCGACCUCGUGCAGCGCCACUGCCUCCGCCUCUCGACGCGGCUUCCGCCUCCGCCGCAGCCGCGAUGCCUCGUCGGGGCUCGCCUCCGCCUCCCGGGCUCUCCCCUCUCGCUCCGGUGCCGCGCGCUCGACGCCAGCAAGCCGGUGGCGGUGGAGGGGGAUAAGAGCGAGGAGGACGACGAAUCGUACUUCUCGGUGAUAUCGUCGAGGCUUUCCGAUGUGGACUACCACGGGGAGAGCACCAAGGGGGAUUUGAACGUUCGGAGGGAGCACAUCGACGCGCUCGGUGGGAAUGGCAAGUCAACAUUGCAUGGUCCUAUAGAGGAGAUAGCUUGGAAAGAAGCGAAAGAAGCUGAAACAUUGCUCAGUGACAUGGGAAUUGCAGAUCCUUUAACACUGAGGCACUCUCCUCGUGGAAUUUUCUGCACCAGGACACUAAAUCUUCGAUCUAUCAGUGUCAUUGGCUAUGACAUGGAUUACACAUUGGUUCAUUACAACGUGAUGGCCUGGGAAGGGCGUGCAUAUGAUUUUGGGAUGGCCAACCUGAAGAGCAUGGGUUUCCCAGUUGAUGACCUUGAAUUUGAUCCUGACCUGGUUAUCAGGGGUCUUAUUAUGGAUAAAGUAAAAGGAAACUUGGUUAAAGCUGACCGUUUUGGAUACAUUAAGAGGGUCAUGCAUGGUACCAAAAUGCUGUCCACUCGUGCUGUGAGUGAAAUAUAUGGAAGAGAAUUGGUGGACCUGCGGAAAGAAAGUACAUGGGAGUUCCUUAAUACUCUUUUCUCUGUUUCUGAAGCUGUCAUGUUCAUGCAGAUGGUUGACAAGUUGGAUCAGGGUUUGGUGCCUCCUGAACUUGGGCCACUGGAUUACACAGGGCUGUACAAUGCUGUUUCCAAAGCACUUUUUCGAGCCCAUGUAGAAGGUCAACUCAAGAGCGAGAUAAUGGCUGAGCCUGAGCGAUUUGUAGAGCCUGAUCCAGAACUGCCUUUAGCUCUUCUAGAUCAAAAAGAGGCUGGAAAAAAGUUGCUUCUUAUUACUAAUUCAGAUUACCUCUAUACGAACAAAAUGAUGAAUCAUGCAUUCAAUCGCUUCCUUCCGAAUGAUAUGGGAUGGAGAGAUCUGUUUGAAAUGGUUAUAGUCUCUGCGAGGAAGCCAGAGUUUUUUCAAAUUUCACACCCAUUGUACGAGGUUGUAACAAAUGAUGGAUUAAUGCGUCCCUGUUUUAAAGCAACUUCAGGGGGCUUGUACUCUGGUGGUAGCGCUCAGAUGGUUGAGAAGUCUCUAGACAUUCAUGGUGAUGAGAUAUUAUAUGUGGGGGACCAUAUUUUCACAGAUGUAAGCCAAUCGAAAGUUCAUUUAAGAUGGAGGACAGCAUUAAUCUGCCGAGAACUAGAAGAUGAGUUUGAGGCACUAAUCCAAAGCCAUGUUCAGAAAGAAAAGCUUGUCACACUUAUACAACAAAAGGAAAUCGUGGGAGACCUUUUUAACCAAUUUCGCCUGGCCCUGCAGAGGCGUACAAAUUCACGUCCUGCACAGACAGUUGCUGCUACUUCUAUGAAUGAUCAGGAGCUUACAGAAAGUAUGCAAAAGUCGCUCAUUGUUAUGCAGAGAUUAGACGAAAAGAUUGCACCAUUGAUGGAAUCGGAUGGAGACCUUUUCAAUAAAAGAUGGGGUUGGCUGUCACGGGCCGGCCUUUGGGACAAGAGCCAUCUAACCAGGCAAAUUGAAAAAUAUGCUGAUAUAUACACAUCAAGGGUUUCAAAUUUUCUACACUAUACUCCUUUCAUGUAUUUCCAGUCACAAGAACAGACACUUGCACACGAUGUCCAUUCCUAUUCCCGCGGUCAAUAAUGUUGGCGCCACUGCCAACGGGCUCCACCGAUUUUAAUUCAGAGGAAGAGAUGGGGUGAUGGAAAAAGAAAGGGAAAAUAAAAUUGUGGCCGUGGCAGCUGGGCAGAACCUGCAUUCCAGUGCAAGGGCUUCUAACUUGGAAGAUGUUACAUUGCGUCGUCAUGUGUAGCUGUGUGCCUAACUGCCUGCGUAUGUAAAGUGAUUAGCUUGUAAAAUUGUCACACUCGUAAGUUGAUUACAGUAAGCUUUGGUUUGGUUUGGUGAGGAACAAACGACCAGUGUAACUACGGUGGGUCAUGUAAAGCGUGACACAGUGGAGAUCCGUCAUUGUGUAACAUACAUUGUGCAAAAUACAUGUUAUUAAAUAAUGAAAAUAUUGUAUUUCUAGUUCA
Molecule: messenger RNA, 2331 nt
Organism: Brachypodium distachyon (stiff brome)
Lineage: Eukaryota; Viridiplantae; Streptophyta; Magnoliopsida; Poales; Poaceae
Product: 5'-nucleotidase domain-containing protein 4
Exons: 17
Coding region: 80-1939 (619 amino acids)
Molecular function (GO): 5'-nucleotidase activity
Source: RefSeq, a predicted model, not a curated record